AUGUUAUCAAUCACCAAUUUGAACAAUUCGCGUGUCUUGCGCCUGGUCGUUCCUAUUGUUGUGGUUUUCACACUCGUGUGCACUUUCUAUACGGGCUGGAAGCCAAUACAAAAGAUCAUUCCCAGCUCGGACCCCUCCUCAGGGGCCAUUGCGGCCGACGACGCAAGUUCAGCGCCCCCAACUCCACCAAUCCCCGAGGAUCCUUCGCCCACCAAACCCAAAAUUCACUACUCAAACGCCAACACUUCAAUUUCCAAUAUUCCGGAUAAGGUUUGGCAUUCCGCAAAAACAGAUGACAUAUCGGAAAGCCAACGCAAAUGGGUGGACAGCUGGUCGAGCACCACUCCCGAAUGCCGACAAGAAUUGCUUACCGACCGCUCUGGCGAGGCGUUUGUUCGCGCAUACUACCAGGAGACACGACCAGACAUUGUCGAAAUCAUCGAAUCCCUAUCUAUUCCAAUUUUACGGGCGGAUCUUCUUCGUUAUUUGAUUGUUCUCGCUGAGGGCGGGUACUGGAGUGAUCUAGAUGUCACUUUGGAGAAGCCACUUUCUGACUGGGUGCCCGCGGAGUACAAAGAUCAAAACAUCGACAUGAUUGUCGGUUUGGAAUUCGACUUUGCUUAUCGCGGCCCAGAAGCCGAGGUCGCAUCUCAAUUUUGCAACUGGGUAUUUGCAGCACAGCCGUCAUCUCGCAACCUGGUUGUGAUUGUUAACACUGUCAUCAACAAGUUGAAGGAGAUUGCAAAGACCAACAACGUGUCUAUUUCCGGUAUCAAAUUGGAGAUGCUCAAGGAUGUGGUGAACGUGACCGGACCUAAGAUCAUGACGAUCGCGAUCUUAGAAAGUCUAGGACAAUUGCUCAAGAGGACCGUGGACGACCGCGACUUCUCGGGAAUCAAGCAUCCGAAGUUGGUCGGUGAUGUCUUGAUCAUGCCCGGUGUUUCAUUUGCGGCGGCUCAAAAUGGGUUCCCUACGGAUCAAGGCGAUGCACUUGUGACACAUCAUUACGAGGGCUCGUGGAAGCAGGCAGACGCAGAAGCCAAAGAAAGAAAAAAGCAGAAGGAGCAAGAAGAGCGUGAAGCACAGGGUCACCAAGGAUGA
Messenger RNA from Penicillium soppii, 1101 nucleotides. RefSeq lists its product as uncharacterized. Gene Ontology annotation, cellular component: mannan polymerase complex. The record is from RefSeq and is a predicted model, not a curated record. Lineage: Eukaryota; Fungi; Ascomycota; Eurotiomycetes; Eurotiales; Aspergillaceae. Gene Ontology annotation, biological process: protein N-linked glycosylation. The coding region runs from base 1 to 1101 and encodes 366 amino acids. Gene Ontology annotation, molecular function: alpha-1,6-mannosyltransferase activity. The transcript has a single exon.